GGGAGCGCGCUGUGGACUCCGCGGCCGCGAGUAGUUAGUUAGUUGUGUCAGUUGCUCGGUGGCGGCGGCCGCGAUCACCAGUAAGGGGACGGGACAGGCGGCAAUGGUGAUCAUUGCAACGGCGUGUGCUCCCCUCAGGUGUCUGUCUAACCCAGGACUCAUGCUCUAGAUGGUUCCUGGUGAUCUGUCUUACAAACCUAAGGAAACACUGGUACCUUUAGAAUACAGGAAUGAGAGGCAAGGAAGAAAGGCCAUUCAUCAUAAGAAGAUUUGAAUCACUUUGAAAUUUUAAAGGAAUGUAACACUUGCUGCUAAACUAUCUUGGUCACCAGAAGGAACAAAGUGCUUCAGAGUCAAAUGGAAGUCUUCACUAAACAAAAGGAGGAAAACUAACAACAACAGAAAAGAAAGCAAUUUUAGGCAUAUAAUCGGGUCAUCGAGAUGCUCAGCAGAUUGAUCAUACUUAGAGGAGCUGCUAUAACCACACACGGAGGUGAAAACUAACAGAUGCAAAUGCAAGUCUUGCUAUGCGCUGAAGAAACCACAUUGUCUGUGAAGUUCUAUUUUUAAAAAUGUCUGCUUGUAACACCUUUACUGAACACGUUUGGAAACCCGGCGAAUGCAAGAAUUGCUUUAAACCUAAAAGCUUACACCAGCUUCCUCCAGACUCUGAGAAGACACCCAUCACCCAUGGUAAUGUAAAAACUAAUGCCAACCAUAGUAACAACCACCGUGUCAGGAACACCGGGAAUUUCCGGCCCCCUGUGGCUAAAAAGCCCACUAUUGCUGUGAAGCCCACUAUGAUGGUAGCAGACGGGCAGAGUGUGUGUGGUGAGCUGAGCAUCCAAGAACACUGUGAGAACAAACCUGUCAUCCUGGGGUGGAACCAAAACAAGACGGCUCUGAGCCAGAAACCACUUAACAACAAUUCUGAAGGCGAUGCUGAAGGCUUUGGCCGUGUCCCCCAGCAAUGCGGCAAUAAUGACAGCACAAAGAAGAUGUCCAACAACAACAACGGACUCACUGAAGUGCUGAAGGAGAUAGCGGGUCUGGAUGCCACGCCUCAGAUGACAGGAAAUGAAACAAACUCCAGAGAAACAUUCUUGGGAAGAAUAAACGAUUGCUACAAACGAUCAUUGGAAAGAAAGAUCCCACCAAGUUGCAUGAUAGGGAGCAUGAAGGAUUCUCAGGGCAAGCACGUGAUUCUGAGUGGGAGCACAGAGGUCAUCAGUAACGAAGGGGGCAGGUUCUGCUACCCUGAGUUUUCCAGUGGAGAGGAGAGUGAGGAAGACGUGCUUUUCAGCAACAUGGGAGAGGGGCACGAGAGCUGGGAUGAGAGCGACGAAGAGCUGCUGGCCAUGGAGAUUCGCAUGAGAGGGCAACCUCGCUUUGCUAACUUCAGGGCUAACACUCUGUCUCCUGUUCGAUUCUUUGUGAGCAAAAAAUGGAAUACGAUCCCAUUACGUAAUAAGUCUCUGCAGAGAAUCUGUGCUGUGGACUAUGAUGACAGCUAUGAUGAAAUACUUAAUGGCUAUGAAGAAAAUUCUGGGGUCUCCUAUGGUCAAGGAAGCAUUCAGAACAUGGUGUCAUCUGAGUCCACAUCACCAGAUUCCUCUUUUACAGAGGAGUCACGUUCUGAAACAGCCAGCAGUUUAUCUCAGAAGAUUUGUAAUGGGGGGCUAUCUCCUGGUAACCCAGAAGAGUCUAAAGACAUGACAGAAACUGAGUCUAGUUAUGAAAGUCCUCCUGGUAAGAAUGAGGAGAAGGACUCAUCACUAACUUCCAAAAGCUCAGCAAAAGUUCCAGAGACACACAAAGCGGUCCUCGCUCUCCGCUUAGAGGAGAAGGAUGGCAAAAUUGCAGUACAAACUGAGAAGCCAGAAAACAAAGCCUCUACAGAUAUCGCUGGCCAAGCAGUCACCAUCAGCCUCGCCCCUGUAGAAGAACAAACAAAGCCGUACCGCGUUGUGAGUCUGGAACAGCCGCUGUGUAAGCCAUAUACUGUUGUGGACGUGUCGGCAGCCAUGGCCAGUGAGCACCUUGGGCGCCCCAAGAUAAAAGGCUCAUCCUCCACUCCAAACUCUCCAGUAACAUCACCUGCCUCGGCACCAGGACAAAUGAAUGCCCAUGUCAAAAAAUCCAGUGCAAUCCGAUACCAGGAAGUGUGGACUUCCAGCACCAGUCCACGACAAAAGAUCCCUAAAAUAGAAUUAAGUACUGGGGGAACUGGGCCAAAUGUCCCUCCAAGGAAAAACUGCCAUAAGUCAGCACCUACUUCACCGACAACUACAAACAUUUCCUCCAAAACCAUCCCUGUUAAGUCACCUAAUUUAUCUGAGAUAAAAUUUAACAGUUACAACAAUGCUGGGAUGCCACCUUUCCCCAUUAUCAUUCAUGAUGAGCCAUCCUAUGCCCGGAGUUCCAAAAACGCUAUUAAAGUUCCCAUUGUUAUUAAUCCAAAUGCGUAUGACAAUCUCGCCAUCUACAAAAGUUUUCUGGGAACAAGUGGAGAACUCUCAGUGAAAGAAAAAACCACAAGCAUAAUAAGUCAUACUUAUGAAGAAAUAGAAACUGACAGCAAGGUGUCUGAUAAUGCCACUAACAAGCUCCCAGACUGUCCCCAAGCCAAAGGCUUUUCCAACAGCACAGAGCGUAAAAGAGGCUCCGUAGCUCAGAAGGUUCAGGAGUUUAACAAUUGUCUCAACAGAGGUCAGUCUUCUCCACAAAGGAGCUAUAGUUCCAGCCACAGCUCCCCGGCAAAAAUCCAGAGACCCAGUCAAGAGCCUGUGGCCAAAACAGACAGCAUGCAGGGGUCUCAGGUGGCAGGCAGCAGUGGCAGCACCAGGGAGAAAGCAAGUGCCGUGCUUUGUCAGAUUGUGGCUUCUAUCCAGCCCCCCCAGACUCCUCCAGAAGCACCUCAGUCUAGCCCUAAGGCUUGCAGUGUGGAAGAGCUCUACGCUAUUCCUCCAGAUGCAGAUACUGCAAAAAAUAUACCGAAAAGUACACCAGUCCGACCCAAAUCUCUCUUUACAUCUCAGCCUAGUGGGGAAACGGAGGCACAUCAGACCACAGAAAACCUUACCACUAAAAUUCAGAAAGAUCCACUCAUGAAGCCAGUCACUUCCCCUCCCUCUAAAUUAGUGACCAGUGCCCAAAGUGAGCCACCACCUCCCUUUCCCCCACCACGGUCUACUUCCUCCCCUUACCAUGCAAGUAAUCUUUUGCAGAGGCAUUUCACCAAUUGGACCAAGCCAACCAGUCCUACCAGAUCAACAGAAGCUGAAUCAAUCUUGCAUUCUGAAGGCAGCAGGCGAGCAGCUGAUGCAAAGCCUAAACGUUGGAUAUCAUUUAAAAGUUUCUUCCGCCGUCGGAAAGCAGAUGAAGAAGAAGAGAAGGAGAAGGAGCGAGAGAAAGGGAAGCUGGUGGGCCUGGAUGGAACAGUUAUCCACAUGCUGCCACCUCCUCCAGUCCAGCGCCAUCACUGGUUCACAGAGACGAAAGGAGAGUCCAAUGAGAAGCCCGCCAUUGUCUUCAUGUACAGGUGUGACCCUGACCAAGGCCAGCUCAGUGUGGAUCAAAGCAAGGCCGGGACUGAGAAAGGAAGAACAGAGAAUGUGUUACUCCAGUACUCAGAAGAGAAGAAAAGCAGCCAUUCUUCUCCAUCUCAGGUCCCUGACAAAGCUUCCAGUCGCGUGACCCAUGAAGUGGCAGAGGAAUUUUCUUCUCAGGAUCCAAAACCUCUGGCUGUGAAGCAAGAUGGAACUUCCAUCACACCAGCUUCACCCCCGCCUGACCUGGAAAGGGAAGAAGAAAAAGAUGACACUGCGGAUCCCAUAGAUCUGAACUCCUGCAGCGCAACAUAUAGCAACCUAGGGCAGUCUAGAGCAGCUAUGAUACCUCCCAAGCAUCCACGGCAUCCCAAGGGAGCUUCGGAUGAUGCCAUUGCCUUUGGAGAGAAGACAGACCAAGAAGUAUUGAGUGCUUCCCAAUCCACGCCACCCCCACUGCCAAAGAAAAUGAUUCGAGCCAAUACAGAGCCGAUCUCCAAAGACCUUCAGAAGACCAUGGAAAGUAGCCUUUGUGUCAUGGCUAAUCCCACCUACGAUAUUGACCCCAACUGGGAUGCCAGCAGUGCUGGGUCUUCUAUUAGCUGUGAACUCAAAGGACUGGACAUUGAGUCUUACGACUCCUUGGAGAGACCUUUGCACAAAGAGAGACCUGUUCCUUCAGCAGCAAACAGUAUCUCCAGCUUAGCCGCUCUCAGUAUUAAGGACAGAUUUUCCAACAGUACGGAGUCCCUCUCCAGCCGACGUGGUCUCUCCUGUAGACAGGGUCGAAGCAUCCAGAAGCCACAGAGACAAGCACUUUAUCGAGGACUUGAAAAUCGGGAGGAAGUGGUGGGUAAAAUCCGAAGCCUUCAUACAGAUGCCUUGAAGAAAUUGGCUGUUAAAUGCGAAGACCUCUUCAUGGCUGGGCAGAAAGACCAACUCCGCUUUGGAGUGGACAGCUGGUCAGAUUUCAGGCUAACCAGCGACAAACCGUGCUGCGAAGCUGGAGAUGCGGUCUACUACACUGCCUCAUAUGCAAAAGAUCCACUCAGUAACUAUGCCGUCAAGAUCUGUAAGAGCAAAGCUCAGGAAUCUCAGCAGUAUUACCAUAGCUUGGCUGUCCGGCAGAGUCUGGCUGUGCAUUUUAACAUCCAGCAGGAUUGUGGCCAUUUCCUUGCUGAAGUCCCUAAUCGUCUGCUUCCCUGGGAGGAUCCUGAUGCUCCUGAAAAGGCAGAGGACGAAACUGAGAACAGUGAGGAGGAGGUAAAAGCAGAAACCGCCGGGGGAAACUCCCAGCCCUGUUCUGAAACAGAGUCAUCCCAGAAAGAGAACCAGCGAGUCACGAAUAGGAAACAGAGAAGCCAUGUUGUAGUGAUCACCAGGGAGGUUCCCCAUCUCACUGUGGCCGACUUUGUGCGAGAUUCCUUGGCCCAUCAUGGGAAAAGCCCUGACCUGUAUGAGAGGCAGGUGUGUCUGCUGCUCUUACAGCUGUGCUCCGGCCUCGAGCAUCUCAAGCCCUACCAUGUCACUCACUGUGAUCUGCGCCUGGAGAACUUGUUGCUUGUCCAGCACCAGCCUGGGGGAGCUGCCCAAGGCCCUUCACCUGCAGAUCCUUUCCCCCCCUCAGCUUGUCCCACAAGGCUCAUCGUGAGCAACUUCUCGCAGGCCAAGCAGAAGAGCCAUCUGGUGGAUCCCCAGAUCCUCCGAGACCAGUCCCGCCUUGCCCCAGAGAUCAUCACAGCCACCCAGUAUAAGAAGUGUGAUGAGUUCCAAACAGGCAUCCUCAUCUAUGAAAUGCUGCACCUGCCCAACCCUUUCGAUGAGAACCCAGAGCUGAAGGAGAAAGAGUACACACGCACAGAUCUGCCUCGCAUCCCUCUCCGCUCCCCGUAUUCUUGGGGCCUGCAGCAGCUCGCCAGCUGCCUCCUAAACCCCAACCCUUCUGAGCGCAUCCUCAUUUCUGACGCCAAAGGCAUCCUCCAGUGUCUGCUCUGGGGCCCCCGUGAAGAUCUCUUCCAAACCUUCACCACCUCCACAACCCCAGUACAGAAGAGUGCUCUGCUCCAAAACUGGUUGGACAUCAAGCGAACGCUGCUGAUGAUCAAGUUUGCUGAGAAGUCCCUGGACAGAGAGGGGGGCAUCAGCCUCGAGGACUGGCUUUGUGCUCAGUACCUGGCUUUUGCCACCACAGACUCCCUGAGUUACAUUGUGAAAAUCCUGCAACACCGUUAACGUGGCCUGGAUCUCGUUCUUAUUAAGUAUUUCCACCUUCUUCGUGUCGCCCUCGGGUCCCUAUCCUAUCCUAUACUCAGAAUUCAGGAAAGGAGAGAAGCUAACCUGCCAUCCUUGUCUACAAGCAGAGGGGGCCAUUCAGCAAGGUCGUCCACAGCUUUACACAGUGAGAAGCCGAGUGUUUCCUUACUGUCCAGAAAUUUCACUGCACAGCCGUGCAGUCACCCUCCCUUGGAACAUUUGUCAUCUGAAUAGUCCCACAAACCUGGGGUCAAGAAGGAAAUGGACAGCCACGGAGGACCAGCUCCAGCGGAAUGCACUUAGUAAGCUGCGUCCACCUCUUCCAGAACUGAAGCUAGUCUGCCUGUCUUCCCUAGCUAGCGGCACACAUCCACCAACAUCGGCUGUCAUCCAGGGAUGCUCUCCCAGCAGCUUCCUCUUCCUGUAAAGUAUCCACAGCUGCCUCUUUCCCAGGAAGGAUGCCAUUUUGCUUCUUGGCUCAGUUUUAGUCUCUGGGGACUGGCCUUUGUCCUGGCCGAAAGUAAAAGGAGAGGAGAUUCCCGUCUGUUGGAUGGCGGGUCGUCCAUUCGUCCGUUUCCAUUCACUGUUAGUAAAUGUGUACCCUACACAAAGACCAACCUGACAGCUGCAGCCCACCACCACUGCUUGGCUGGCCUUCACCUUUACUCCGUCCCAACCUGCUGAAGUUUGGGUCUUCCAUCCACUUUUUGGGGCCCAUUACAGAGCUGACCGGAGGUGGUGUCCCCAAUGCCUCAGCAUGAUGGAAUGCAGUUCAGAGUUUAUGAAUAGUUGGCAGGACAUGAGGAAAUAAUGUCCUUGCGUGUGCAAUUCUCCAGGGGCCCUCAGGGAACAGACUUUAAAGUACUGUUCUUUGAUUACUAUCAGACCUAUCGGCAUGGCAGCCCGGACUGGUGGUGGCUGAGUCAGUGUCCCCCACAAGCAGCGACUGGCCAGCUCCCUUCCAUCAGUAGCCAGUAUCAGCUACCCUGCCAGAUGCUGUAGACAGUGGCUCUGAAUGAAAUGGCUGUCCACUUAGCAUUACCAUCGCCUUAGAAGGCACCUCAGAGCUGGCUUGCUCCUAAGAAUGCCAGCCUCUUCCAGAAGGACCGCCUCCCAGAGUGAGUGGCCCACCGCUCCGAAGACUUUGCAGUGGCCUGACGGCUGCGGUAGAUGGCCGAGAGCUGUUCCUGUGGGACCUGUGCUCUCCCAUGAAUUAUGUGCAAUUUUUGUAUGUAUUUUUAAUCUGUAUAUUACAGUGUUUAUGUUGCAACUUUACCUGAGUGAGAACUACAGAAACCUUCCUCUCUUCCCUUGGCACAUACUUGCGCUAAGAAGCGAGUAUUCUUUCCACCUGUGUGUGUAUGUUCGCUCAUGCACUUGUAUUCAAAACUGUGAGUAUCUGUUUACUUCAACCUCAACAUCCCAAGAGUCACUUGAAUGGUAAGUGUGUACACAUGUGUGCCUGUGUGCACGCACAUGCUGGAGAUUGGGACCAGGCCUCCAGGGAAGCAGCCUAUAGCAGAGUUCGCAGACCUGUUCUCUGCACCCUGCCAGUGAGGAACCUGGGGAGCCCCCAUCUCCAGCGCAGAGUCAUCUUAAAGCCAAGACUGAUUGUGCAGUAUUACUUGGGUGGCACCUUAGUGGCCUUGGACAUUUCUAGACUUUUAACAUUUUUAACAGCCUUUCAUGUGAUUCACCCUUAUCAAAGAAAAUCGAAAAAGGAGAAUGUAUUUUAUUAUUCAUUUUUAAAGAGAAUAAUAUGUGUGAGUCUGCAUAGGGAGGAUGGCCUUGUGUGCCUGGCUAGCUCCCCGAACUCCCAGGAAAGAGGGCUAGUUGGCUCACGGAGAGUCUUGUCCCUUCUAGUUAGCAUGACUGUGGAGUGGGCAGCCGUGAGUCGUGGUUGCAUCAUGCCUAGCCGGCUGGGGUUUAAUUCAUCUUACAUAGCCCACGUGCACAUAACUCCCCGCCCAAUUACGCACUGAACUGGCAGCAGGACGACCACCGGCCGGGUCAGCUGGCACAGUCCUUCACUCCCCACGUCUGCAGACUGAGAUGCUUUCUCAGUGUCGCUCUCAUGGUGCCUUGCCCAUGUAGACCCAUAUGUUGACUGUGGAAGGAGGUUACAUAUUUAAUGCAGAAUGUUCCCUAGCCCUCUGUUUGUUCUGUCUGUAGAUACCCUUUUCCUGUUAGCUUCGACCCAGCCUUCUUUCAUGCUGCGGUAAAACAAGCAUGCGCACUUCCCCUGCCACUGCCUCACCGCGCUGGUAAACUGAGCGCUCUCCCUUCCACGUGAUUCCCUCACCGCGCUGGUAAACUGAGCGCUCUCCCUUCCACGUGAUUCCCUCACCGCGCUGGCAAGCUGAGCGCUCUCCCUUCCACGUGAUUCCCUCACCGCGCUGGCAAGCUGAGCGCUCUCCCUUCCACGUGUCUCUCACUGUUCUUAAGUCCACACAAGUGAGAGGCUAAAUAAAAGCCUAGUGACAAGAGAAGGGCCUCGGCUUCCCAGAGACAGGUGGCUGUGUUACCUGUCUCUGGGAAUCGCCACAGAAUGUGAUGGACAGGAAGAGGGUGUCCUAGGUUAGGUCAGAACAGACAAGGAUUGUAUUUCUAGGCAGAGUCCAUCAGGUGGUCCUCUGAGCAUUUCUCAAAAUGAUGAAAUUCAGUCAGUAUAACUUUAUCAUAGAUUCCCAUUUUAAUUCAUCCGUCGGCUGAAGGGAACUCCUACCCUCUGGGGACACAUACAUAUAUACAUACAUAUAUUAUGUAUUUUGGAGUGUCACUGGUCUAGCACUUGAAGUUCUCCUAAGUAAGUCUGUAUUGAGCGGAUUGUUUUUUUGUUUUGUUUUUAAAGUCUAUGCCAUAGAUUCUUCCAUUACAUUGAGAGUGUGAACAGCUAAGCCCCUUUGGAGCUUUUCCUUCAGCCGCGUGAACACUGUCUCAGCACGUGUGGACGCUAGAGAAUCAGGACUGUGGCUGGAGCAGGCAGCAGUAAAUGUCUCUCUCAGAGUGCCUUGUUAGCAUAGUAACCUAGCCAUGGAAAUAAGAAGUGUUUCACAGAGAGGCCCAGACUACCAGCAGCCUCCUGUGCCACAGAGGAGAGAGCCCUUUGGGGAUGUGUUCACCCACACAGUGUGCAAAAGUUCACCAUGAAGGACAGCAGUUAGAUGAGCAAACGAGCAACAGAACCCGUGGGGGGCAACAUGAGACUCACGAGCAUCAGCAGCCCCGAGGCUGAGUCAGACUGGCAGGCAGGCCGAAGGCUUCCUGGGAUUUGCUCUCAAGAGGUGGGCUGAAUGAGGUCAUGGAGGAUGUGCGCUCCUGCUCCUAAACUGCUGGAGCUGGGGUCCAGGAAGCGCAUCCCUCAGGAGCUAGCAGAGCAGCCUCCGGAGCAUCGCCGGAGUGCCAGUUCUGCCUUGGAGCUCAGGGUGUAUUCAUGAACGUGGAAAUCUGAGCCUCCAGGAGGAUCCAUGUUUCUAAGAGCAAAGCCUCUGUUGUCGCAGAAUCCCAGGAACGAUCUUGACGCCCACGGAGUAGCAGAUCACGGAAGGCUUACACUCAGCUUUCCACGUUUAAUUCAUCCAAUACCGGAAAAAUCACCGGGCAUUAGCUGGUGACCUGCCGUCAGGAUUUUCCCAUAGCUUUUACCCAGAGUGAUCCAAAAAGAUACAGGCUAGUCUCAAAAACUGGGGUGGAUUUUGGAGGCAUCUUUGUAUUUCAAGUAAUUCUGGGUAUAUAAAGCACACACAUACACUUGGAAACGGGACAAGAGGAACUCAGCUCGCUGGGCCAGCUCUGGUAUGCUGGUCAUUCCCCUCUCUAGUGGGUAAGGAUUGGGAUUCUGAUCCAGUCUAAUAAGUGAACAGGAUAGCUGCCCAUAAAACUGGGUUAUUAGAUUUACUUCACUGAAGCUCAUCUUCUCAAAGGCCCAAAAUGCUGCACUGAGACAGACCCAAGUGCUACCCCUGCGGAAGUGUGCACUGAAGUCCACCUGCCCACACUCACAGCAGUGCACAGCCAGGGACCCCACGGCCCCAAACCAAUGCCCCACCGGAGGCCAGAAGAGCUGUAAUGCACGAUCCUAGACAGGUUAUACCAAAGAAGUCAAGCCUUUCCAUCCUGCUUCUCAGACGAUGGGGCUGUGCUGCAACCGGUGCCAGAGGAAGGGAGUCUGUACACAUUCCAUGACCUGGGUGUUCAACUGUAAGUCAUUCUCAGAAAGAAAGAAAAGAAAAAGCAGUGCAUUUUGCACAUGAAGAGAAAAAGUAGGUGAGGGUGAUGGGAGUAAGGGAGUGGCAGCGGCCGAAACAGGUAGUGAAAUUCCCUGGUAUCUAAGAAGAACCCGUAACCAGCUCGCUCACCAUGACUGGCUGUUGCCCAGACCUUAAGCGUGGGAACGCCUCGUCUGUGUAAUAUUGAAAGCUUGGGCUGGAGGUGAUUUCUUUCUUGAAAAGCAGGUGGUUUCAAAAGGUUUGUCUCGAGAACUCUUGGGAAAUUUCUUAACACACCGCACCAUGUUAUGAACCUUCCCCCGAAGGUGAUUGUCAUCAGCAUCUCUUCCAAUGUGUCUAAGUACCCAGACUGUCCAAGGUGCUACGCAGCUGUCAGCCACCUACCCCUGCAGCUGUUUUAAAUUAGAGACCUUUGCGUCAGCUGCCACUGGAAACGAUGCCCACUUAGAUGGGCCACCGGGGUCUGCAUUCUGAGCAUCCUCUGUCCACUCACCCUUCAAGAGCCUCUCCAUCUGUUCCCGCUUCCCACCCCUUCUUACCCCACCCCCCAUGGUUUUUUAAGUCAAGAAAGUUUCAGGGAAUCAAGAGAUUGGGGUUUCUUUUCAGCCCAGCAGAAUCGCAGAGUUAUAUAUUUUGCUAUGAAUAGUGUUGUGGUACAGGAAACCCACUCUGCCCGUCAGUUUGUGACUAGUGUGUGUGUGUCUGCACUCUCGGUAACUUGAAUGUUGAGCCAGCCCUGUGGCUUCAAUAUGGUGUCCUUGAAAGAUUAAGCCACACAGCUUUAGGAAGCCCACUCGUUUCUUGCCCUGUUCCCUCCCCAAUUCUAGAGUGUUGUGUGUGAACACACUGGGUUGGGUUUUUUGUUCAUGAUAUGGAGGACGAUUUGUUGGGAGAUGGACACAGAAGCAAGAUGUCGCCUGUCUUGGUGAUUGGAAUCAUGACAGUCCUUACUCUGGCCUCUGAUUCUCCAUGGCCCUGCCCACACUAUUGGGAAAUCUUGUUUCCCUCCCUCCAGCGCUCUCCCCAUGUCCUUACAUAUUUACAGUGGUAUGAAUCAACAACAGACCCCCAUGUCGCCAGUGGCGCCGCCCUUUGGUUUGCUGUGGUACUUUGCUGUAUACUCUGUGGCCUCACGUUACUGUGUAAAUAAAUUCAG
Messenger RNA from Chionomys nivalis (European snow vole), 11186 nucleotides. It is a transcript of the gene Peak1, whose product is annotated as pseudopodium enriched atypical kinase 1. The coding region runs from base 573 to 5780 and encodes 1735 amino acids. Lineage: Eukaryota; Metazoa; Chordata; Mammalia; Rodentia; Cricetidae. Gene Ontology annotation, biological process: protein phosphorylation. The transcript has 8 exons. Gene Ontology annotation, molecular function: protein kinase activity; ATP binding. Gene Ontology annotation, cellular component: focal adhesion; actin cytoskeleton. The record is from RefSeq and is a predicted model, not a curated record.